AUGGCGGCGGCGGCGGCGGCGGUGACGGUGGCGGCGGGCUCCGAGGGGCGGCGCGCGGCCCUGGAGGCGGCGGCGGUGCCCGAGCGGGGCGGCGGGAGCUGCGUGCUGUGCUGCGGAGACCUGGAGGCUACGGCGCUGGGCCGCUGCGACCACCCGGUGUGCUACCGCUGUUCCACCAAGAUGCGGGUGCUGUGCGAGCAGCGUUACUGCGCCGUGUGCCGCGAGGAGCUGCGCCAGGUGGUCUUCGGGAAGAAGCUUCCUGCCUUUGCCACAAUCCCCCUCCACCAGCUGCAGCACGAGAAAAAAUAUGACAUCUACUUCGCCGAUGGAAAAGUUUUUGCCUUGUACAGGCAGCUGCUUCAGCACGAGUGCCCGCAGUGCCCUGAGCUGCCGCCAUUCGGCCUCUUCGGGGACCUGGAGCAGCACAUGCGGAAGCAGCACGAACUCUUCUGCUGCAAGCUGUGCCUCAAGCACCUCAAGAUCUUCACCUACGAGCGCAAAUGGUACUCGCGCAAGGACCUGGCGCGGCACCGCAUGCAGGGGGACCCCGAUGACACGUCACACCGUGGGCACCCGCUCUGCAAGUUCUGUGAUGAGCGCUACUUGGACAAUGAUGAGCUGCUCAAACACCUGCGCCGCGACCACUACUUCUGCCACUUUUGUGACUCCGAUGGAGCCCAGGACUACUACAGCGACUACGCCUACCUGCGCGAGCACUUCCGGGAGAAGCACUUCCUGUGUGAGGAGGGCCGCUGCAGCACGGAGCAGUUCACCCACGCCUUCCGCACCGAGAUCGACCUCAAGGCCCACAGGACAGCCUGCCAUAGCCGGAGCCGCGCCGAGGCCCGCCAGAACCGCCAGAUUGACCUGCAGUUCAGCUAUGCACCCCGGCACUCGCGCCGCAGUGAGGGGGUCGUCGGGGGUGAGGACUACGAGGAGGUGGACAGGUACAACCGUCAGGGCCGUGCCGGCCGGGCCAGUGGUCGCGGAGCCCAGCAGAGCCGUCGAGGAAGCUGGAGGUACAAGAGGGAAGAAGAGGACCGGGAAGUGGCAGCUGCCAUCCGGGCCUCGGUGGCCGUGCCGCAGCUGCAGCAAGAGACACGCAGGAGUGAGGACCGGGAGGAGGGCGGCAGGGCCAAGAAGGAGGAGGCAGGGCUGCGGAUGCUCGAGGAGCUCCGCGGCCCCCGGCGCCUGCCCCGGACUCAGGGCGAGGGAGCAGGCCUCAAGGAAGCCUCGCCCAAUGGUCCUGUAAGCCCGGAGGGCCUCCCGGCAACCGGCCCGGCCACAGGGGCCACGCCUCCAAGCACCCUCCCACCUCCCACUUCGAAGCUCAAGGAUGAAGACUUCCCCAGCCUGUGCGCCUCUGCGUCCUCCUCUGCCUCGUGCUCUGCUGCGGCAGCUCUGGGCCCCGUGGGGCUGGCACUGGCGUACCCCGUCCCUGCCCGGGGCAGGAGCACCUUCCAGGAGGAUGACUUCCCCGCCCUGGUGUCCUCCGCCUCCAAGCCCAGCGCUGCCCCCACCAGCCUCAUUUCCGCCUGGAAUAGCAGCGGCAGCAAGAAGGUGGCUCAUCCCACCUCGGGGGCCCAGGCUGCUGGCGGGAGCGGCCAGCCCCCCAGGAAGGCUGGCAAGGCAGGCAAGGGCAGCAAGAAGGGCGCGCCACCACCGUCGGAGGAGGAGGAGGAGGAGGAGGCCGGCCAUGCCGGCCUCACUGCCCAGGAGCUACGGAGCGUGCCCACCACGGUAGCCGUCUCCUCCCUGCUGGCGCUGGCCUCCACCCAGACCCUCCCCAAGGUCGGCAAGAAGAAGAAGGUGGGCUCGGAGAAGCUGGCUGCUGCCUCACCGCCCCCACAGCCCCCUGACAAAGAUGGGCCCCCUGGGGCCGAGCAGGCCCCCACCGUGACCGCCGGCAGAGCCGAGGGGCCCGUUGCCCUCAUCGUCAAUGGACACACAGAGGGGCCGGCCCUGGCUCGGAGCACGCCCAAGGAACCUCCUGGGCUCCCGCGGCCCCUGGGGCCCCCCACCUGCCCCACACCCCAAGAAGACUUCCCAGCACUCGGAGUCCCCUGCCCACCCAGGAUGCCCCCUCCCCCAGGCUUCAACGCUGUGGUGCUCCUGAAGGGCACCGCACCCCCGCCUCCGCCUGGCCUGGUGCCACCCGUCAGCAAGCCACCCCCCGGCUUCUCGGGCCUCCUGCCCAACCCCCACCCAGCCUGUGUCCCCAGCACUGCCACCGCCACAAAAGCGCCCAGACUGACACCUGCACCACAGGCCUACCUGGUGCCCGAGAACUUCCGGGAGAGGAACCUUCAGCUCAUCCAGUCCAUCAAGGACUUCCUGCAGAGUGACGAGGCCCGCUUCGGCAAGUUCAAGAGCCACUCGGGGGAGUUCAGACAGGGCGUGAUCUCCGCAGCCCAGUAUUACAAGAGCUGCCGCGACCUGCUCGGGGAGAACUUCCAGAAGAUUUUCAACGAGCUGCUGGUGCUCCUGCCCGACACGGCCAAGCAGCAGGAGCUGCUGUCCGCACACACGCACUUCCGGGGCCGGGAGAGGCCUCCUGGCACCAAGGCCAAGAAGAACAGGAAGAGCGCGUGGCAGGCCAGCACCCGGCCAGCGGGCCUGGACUGCUGCGUGUGCCCCACCUGCCAGCAGGUGCUUGCGCACGGUGACGUCAGUGGCCACCAGGCACUGCACGCCGCCCAGGACAACGACUUCCCGUCCCUGCAAGCCAUCGCCAGGAUCCUCACGUAG
Messenger RNA from Odobenus rosmarus divergens (Pacific walrus), 2748 nucleotides. RefSeq names its product zinc finger protein 598 (gene ZNF598). The coding region runs from base 1 to 2748 and encodes 915 amino acids. Gene Ontology annotation, biological process: rescue of stalled cytosolic ribosome; protein ubiquitination. NCBI's taxonomy places the organism in Eukaryota, Metazoa, Chordata, Mammalia, Carnivora, Odobenidae. The record is from RefSeq and is a predicted model, not a curated record. Gene Ontology annotation, molecular function: ribosome binding; ubiquitin protein ligase activity. The transcript has 12 exons.